UCACCUUCCUUCUCUCUUCUUUCGCGCGUAUUAUCAUCAUCAUCUCGUCCUUAACACAACAACAGUAGUGCCACGAUAAUUUGAAAAAAAAGAAGGAAAUACACGAUCGUCGGGUUGAGGUUACGAUUCCCUUUGACAAACAGCUGAUAUCAAAUGUUUUUCUCCACUCUAUUUUAUUCAUCUAUUAUUUUUUGAUGAUUCAAAUGAGUCAUUUCGAAGGCGCAAUGAGAGUGUCGAGGCGUUAUUAAGAAUCUGACAGGAGGACAGAGAAAAAUGACUCCAAAACGAAAGACCACGAGUUCUGAGUCGACGUCGUCAAGCAGCUCAGGCUCUUCGUCGUCGAGUUCUUCGAGCUCGGGGAGUGAAUCCAGCUCCUCUGAUUCUGAAAAUUCGAGCAGUUCGGCACGCAGUCAGAAACAAUCGGAUACAGAGAAAAACAAAAAAAAAAUACCCGCCUCCGUCAGCAGGCAUAUCAAAUCGAAGAGCGAUGGUGCAGCAGCAGGCGGGUCUGAGAACAAAGCGAAGGAAAAAGUUCAACCAAAGUCCAAAUCUGUUGUAUAUUCCUCCGAGUCGGAGGAAUUACCUGGCAAAGUAAAACCAGCCAAGAGAAAACCUCCUCCAAAACCAAAAGCCACGGCGACCAUCGCCCCGGUUGUUAAACCUCAAAGGCCGCAAAGUAAAAUUGCACCUUCCGGCGUUGCGCAAAAAAAUGUUGCUACUGCCAAACUCGUUCAUGGAAAAGGGAAUAAAUUUUCUGGAAAUACCAGCAGCGCUGCAAAACUACCAGAAAAACCGGUGAAAGCAGCGGCAGUUGAACCUGUACAAAAGAAGCUUAAGAAAAAAAGUAUUUUCAGUCCAGAGAACAGCAGCGAAAGCGAUUCUGUUUCACCACCUGGUAAAUCUAAUGCUCAGAAAAGUGCAAGUAAUGCGGGCAAAGGAUCCAAACCGGCACCGCAGAGACCUAAACCUGCGGAGCUCAAAGCUCGAGUACCAGCCAAUACCAGACCCGCAGCGAGACCUCAACGACCUUCGAAAUCUGAGAGUUCUGCGAGUUCGAAGAGUUGUUCCGGUGGUUCGGCUGGUUCGGGAAGUUCCGGAUCCUCGGACAGCAGUUCAGAUUCCGAUUCGACGGACAGCGUGGCAAGCCCCCAGACCCAACAAGUCAAGAAGAAGCCAAACAAUAAUUCAGGCGGAGGAAGUGGAACGAAUAGUUUACCGCCAAAAAGACCGUCGGUCGCUGUAGCCGCUGUAAAACCUCAGAAAAAUUCUAAACGUCCGAGUAUCGUAAAGAGCGAGGACGAUGGCGAUGCUUCGGACAGUGAAAAAGACGAUGCCGAAAAUAGUUCGACCGCUACGACCCCCAAGGGCAAAAGAAAACUGCAAGCUCGAAAGAGUAACAAAAUGUUGCAGAUGCAAACGAAGAUCGAAAGCGAUUCGGAAUCCGAUGCAGCGGAAUCGAAGAGAAGCUUGAGCAAAUCGCCAGUGAAACGCAGCAGUGGUAGCGGCUCUCGACAUUUUUCAACGUCAGGACGUACCGGAUCGGGCAGCGGAGGUUCGAGUGCUGCGAGCGUUGGUCGCGGAGGUCAAGGAACGUUUACGCGAGCCCGUAGUGUCAAAGAUCGAGAAUGUCCUCUCGCUGUUUCUUGCGAUUCACGAGGCCACUUGUCUGGGCGAUUUGACACACAUUUCACCCUCGAAUCUUGCCCUUUGUAUCACAACACGACGCCGCAGGCUUGUGUGGAUUUUUUCAAAGAACGAAAGAAACGGGAGGAAGAGCGUAAAAAAAGCAUCAUAAAUUUGGGUAAAAAAUCGCCUAAAGGCAUGCACCAAACGAAUGAGCAACGGAAUUAUCAACUGAAGGUCAAGGAGCUGCGGAGCAAGUGGAAAAAACCGAGCGGAGAUGGUAACGAGAGCGACAGCUGUAGUGAACCACCGGGAAUUGAGAAAGAUCGACAACCUCGUCUUACCGAUCUCACACCUGACUAUGAUCUGAAACUCUUUAUGGAAGCUCAAGCAUUGGCGAGUGAAAAAAUCGAAAAAGAAUUGAAUGAUCUGGAUUAUGAUGCGGAGGGAAGGAACGGUGGUGGAACGAGGUGCGUGGAAAUGGGAAAAUGGAAUAUGGAAGUUUGGUACCAGAGUCCUUAUCCCGAAGAAUUUAGUCGCGCACCAAAACUUUAUUUGUGCGAAUAUUGUCUAAGAUACGCGAAAAGUCGUCAAGUUUUACGUCGUCAUCGUGAGAAAUGCCUGUGGAGGCAUCCACCAGGACACGAAGUUUACAGGAAAGACAAAAUCGGCGUUUGGGAAGUUGACGGAAAGCGUUACAAACAAUAUUGUCAAAACCUUUGUUUGCUGGCGAAAUUUUUUCUCGACCACAAAACACUUUAUUACGAUGUCGAACCAUUUUUAUUCUACGUUAUGACGAUAGGCGAUUCCGAAGGUUGUCAUACCGUUGGAUAUUUCAGCAAGGAAAAAAAUUCUUUCCUCAAUUACAACGUGUCUUGUAUACUGACCCUGCCGCCUUAUCAACGCCAGGGUUACGGACGUCUUCUCAUAGAUUUCAGCUAUCUUCUCACGAGGGUGGAAAAGAAAAUCGGUUCGCCGGAAAAACCACUUUCCGAUCUCGGCUUAAUAUCCUACCGGAGUUAUUGGAAGGACGUCUUGUUACAAUACCUUUGUAACUUUGGUGGCAAAGAACUGUCGGUUAAAGACAUCAGCAAAGAAAUGGCAAUCGAUUCGUACGACAUCGUGAGUACGUUGCAGGCUCUCGGAAUGAUGAAAUAUUGGAAGGGCAAGCACAUAAUACUGAAAAAACAAGACGUGAUAGAUGACUACAAGGAGAGGGUAAAGCGUCGGGGAGCCGUCUACAAAGAAAUCGAUCCGGAGUGUCUGAAAUGGAAUCCCUUCCAGCCGCCCAAGACGCCAGCCACCUCGAACUGAACUCUCGGGGGCAAGGCAGCGGAGGGCGAAAUACUCCCUCGUAUCUCCGUCCUCGUUUGGCAAACGUUCGAUGUAUCGCCCUCGUAGUAAUCGACGUCGACGUCGUCCUUCUCAACGAGAAUCCGAGCGAGAUGAGAGAACCUCGCCCGUCUGCCUUUCUCUCUCCGUCUGUUUUCUCAGGGUCGCAGACACCUCCGCCUCCGUAUUUCGGGACUCUUACGACGGCGGGCGACGGGCGACGAGCGACGAGCGGGAUCCCCCUUUGGCACAAGCCUCAACCCCCUUUAUAUAGCAGUGAACCACCAGGACUGUCUGGGCAACCAUUACCCCCCGCCGUCUUGGAGAAUCUCGUUCGCCCAGCAGCAGCACCAGAGGAAAGCCGUCUUUUCCCAACCCCCCCCACCCCGCAUUUUCCUCUCUUUCCAGACGCUCUUUCGCCACUGGAAAGAGGCACCAGACUCCAACAAAAAAACGAGACGAGCGAGGAAACGAACACGGACGCACACGCGCCCGUGCUCGCGGAAAAAAUCCCGGGGAAGAGGAAAAAAUCAGGCAGGUUAUACGGAGAAACGAAAAUGAAGAAAAAGGACUCGUGAGAUUGGAUAAAUUUCAAUUGACAAGAUUAAACAAAGUUAAAAUACGAAGAUCGGAGAGACGAAAACAAUAAAAAGGAGGACGAUCUCGUCGAGAUGGAUUGAGCUACAACAUCAGGAUUCGAGAAAUCAUUUUUGAAAUGCCGAAAACAAGGGAGUCGAUUCCGAGAAGCUCGGAGGAAAUGAUGGAACGUCCGAUCAGAGUCACGGCCGAUGAAUCACGAGACAAGAAUUGUAAAUAUCGUUCGGCUCAAAUUGAAAAAAACAAAAGUCUCCGUCGACUCUGACAAGGAAAAGCCUCAGCGGUCCAGAAUCAUUUUCUUCCUCGCGAGCGAUGCUUUUCUUUCGAUUUUCAUCAUCUCCGGUGCUUGGUCAGCCGCAAAGCUCGUGUACAAUAUCGUCCGGAGAUUCGUUCACGCUCGCCGAUUCGCGAGCCUCGUGCGAAAGCAACACCUGCGAGCUGGUGAAAUCUGCGCAUCCUCCAAGCUGGGGAAUUUCGAGUCGACUGCGUUUUGCCCAGCAACGUUUGAAAACGCGUGCCCUUGGAACCGAUGGAACAAGCGGAAGAGAGACAAAAUUGGACUGGACGAGGCUGAUUCCGAAUGGCUCAAGGCCACAAUGGACUUGAACAUUUUUUCAGGAUUAUCGCUAAAAUCUGUCGCGACCGUUGCACCCGUUAGGAUCCGACGAAAGUUGGUGUUGAACUUUCGUAUCGGUUGCCUGUAUCGAUGCAUCCUUUCGACGCCAUUUCCAGUAUGGCCAUGCCUCCGUGACCCCGAAAUAGUCGCGAUUUAAAAAAUCACGAGAAUCGUCAGACAAUUUUGCAACAUGUUACGACGGUACGGAUUUUGAUAUUUUUCAUUCGAGGACUCCAACGAGCAUUUUAAAAAGUAUUCGUCGAGCUCGCACGGCGGAUUUUAAGCGGAGCCUCGUACUGAGGGAUGAAUGAAAAUAAUAAGCCGCAGAACGAGUGCUGCCAACUUUUUAUACGCGGACGAAAUUGUAAAGCGACUACAUUUAUACAAGUCCAUGGAACGUUGACUCGAUGCGGUGUGUAUCUAGAUUUUGGGACAUGGUCGAGGCAACGAUCAAUAAAAUUCAUACAAUUUUAGGAUUUUA
This is a messenger RNA of Venturia canescens, 4649 nucleotides long. It is a transcript of the gene chm, whose product is annotated as chameau. Gene Ontology annotation, molecular function: transcription coregulator activity; zinc ion binding; histone acetyltransferase activity. NCBI's taxonomy places the organism in Eukaryota, Metazoa, Arthropoda, Insecta, Hymenoptera, Ichneumonidae. Gene Ontology annotation, cellular component: nucleus; chromatin. Bases 274 to 2937 code for a protein of 887 amino acids. Gene Ontology annotation, biological process: negative regulation of DNA-templated transcription; positive regulation of transcription by RNA polymerase II. The record is from RefSeq and is a predicted model, not a curated record. The transcript is spliced from 12 exons.